Messenger RNA from Aspergillus nomiae NRRL 13137, 776 nucleotides. RefSeq names its product putative zinc metalloproteinase. NCBI's taxonomy places the organism in Eukaryota, Fungi, Ascomycota, Eurotiomycetes, Eurotiales, Aspergillaceae. Gene Ontology annotation, molecular function: proteasome binding. The transcript has a single exon. The record is from RefSeq and is a predicted model, not a curated record. The annotation marks the transcript as partial.
CCAUCGAGGCCCUGCACGCGCAAUCCGAGGAAACCGCACGCCGCGCCUCAGCGCGCGCCUCGGCAUUCGCUGCAGCUGCGAAACAUAAACCAGCCCGGACGGCCGGUAGUGGUGGCGUGCAUACGCUCUCGGAUUCAAGCAGCUCGUACACGUUCCACCGACUCCUGCCGUUAUCGUACUUGCCUCGCCCCGAACGGUCGUUGGAGUUCUUGAAGCGGCUGCGCGACGAUCCAGGGAUCAAGGCUGCGAUGGCCAAGCAUAAGUUCUCAGUGCCGGUGUUGACGGAGAUGAAUCCUGCAGAGCAUACGACGAUGGAAUCGCGGACGCUAGGGUUGAAUCGGAAUAAGGGCGAGGUGAUUGAGUUGCGGCUGCGCACGGAUGCGUACGAUGGGUAUCGCGAUUAUCGGACUAUACGGAAGACGUUGUGUCAUGAGCUGGCGCAUUGUGUGCAUAGUGACCAUGAUCGCGCGUUUUGGGACCUGACGGCGCAGAUUGAGAAGGAGGUGGAGAGGGCAGAUUGGAAGCAUGGAGGAAAUAGACUGACUGGGCAGGACUUCUAUGUGCCGGAGGAUUGGGAGGCGGAGAAGGAUAUGGAGAUUGUGGAUGAGUGUGGGUGGACUGGGGGCGAGUUUGUGCUGGGUGGGUUGAGGGAGGAUGGGGUAGGGAUGAGGGCUGGGGCGCAAGGUGCUGAGGGAAGGAGAGAAAUGUUGGCGAGAGCUGCGGAGGAGAGGAUGAGGAAGAAGAGAGACGAUGAGAGUAGAGAGGGUGGUAAUUGA